This is a messenger RNA of Sinocyclocheilus rhinocerous, 591 nucleotides long. Its product is annotated as borealin-like. NCBI's taxonomy places the organism in Eukaryota, Metazoa, Chordata, Actinopteri, Cypriniformes, Cyprinidae. The transcript is spliced from 7 exons. The coding region runs from base 106 to 591 and encodes 161 amino acids. The record is from RefSeq and is a predicted model, not a curated record. Gene Ontology annotation, biological process: mitotic sister chromatid segregation. Gene Ontology annotation, cellular component: chromosome passenger complex; chromosome, centromeric region; spindle midzone.
UUACUGACGUAGUAGCGUUAAAUUUGAAAAGGUUCUUCUUAACUGCCGAUGUAUGCUACAGUGAGAGACACAUUUUCGACAUAGACCGGGUUAUUAGAGUUCAUCAUGGCACCGAGAAAACGCACACAGAAUGCUAAAAACAAGAAGAAUUCCAAAACACCGAAACUGGAAGCUUUUCUGCUAGAUUUUGACAAUGAAGUUCAUACCAUUGUUGAAAGACUGAAGGAGAAGUCGAACAAUCUUCUGAAAGAUGCAGACAACCUUUACAAGACCGCUCUGAUAAAGCUUCCCAUGGCAGUGAGGAAAAUGAACUGGAUCGAGUUCUGCAAUGUAGAGAAGCCAAAGUCACCAGUGGAUGAUUCAAAGGUGAGGGAGGAAGCUGCUCAAGUGGAGCUUGCUAUUGCUGAGAAUCAUGUGAUUCCCAAGUUUGCUGCCAAAGAAGCCAAGAAUGGUGCAAACUCAGAAGAUGAAAACGUGGCACCCCUUAAGUCUGCUGUCAAAAAGAAGAAAGCAUCAAAGAAGGCACCUUCUACCUCAAAGAAGGCCAGAGCUCUCUCCAUCAGCAAACAGAGCAACACCAUCCAAAGGUAA